AUGCACGUCUCAACCCUAAGUCUCCUCUCUCUCUCCGCCCUCUCCCCCCUUGUCAACGCUGUGGGCAACGCCAUCGUCCUCAACGAAUUGACAGCCCCCGUCUACCUCUGGUCCGUCGGCAGCUCCGUGGGACCAGCACAAAUCGUUCCCCCCGGCGAAGCCUACAGUGAACCCUUCCGUGUGGACCCCUCAUCCGGCGGCAUCGCCAUCAAGAUCACCGCGACCGAGAAUGGGUUGUACGAUGGCAGCCCGCAGACCAUCUUCUCAUACAGUCUGGUCAAUGACCGUGUCUUCUAUGACCUGAGCGAUGUCUAUGGGGAUGCCUUCUCUGGGGACUAUGUUGCCCUAGCCCCGUCGGACCCUAGUUGUCCGCUUAUUGUGUGGCAGAAUGGGGUCCCUGGUGGUGGGAGCAAUGUCAAGGAUUGCCAGUCUGAGGCUAAUGUUACUUUGAACUUGGGUUAA
Monascus purpureus is the source of this 462-nucleotide messenger RNA. The record is from the annotation of a GenBank genome assembly. NCBI's taxonomy places the organism in Eukaryota, Fungi, Ascomycota, Eurotiomycetes, Eurotiales, Aspergillaceae.